Messenger RNA from Pterocles gutturalis (yellow-throated sandgrouse), 1002 nucleotides. Its product is annotated as trace amine-associated receptor 1-like. Gene Ontology annotation, cellular component: membrane. Gene Ontology annotation, biological process: adenylate cyclase-activating adrenergic receptor signaling pathway. The record is from RefSeq and is a predicted model, not a curated record. Gene Ontology annotation, molecular function: trace-amine receptor activity. NCBI's taxonomy places the organism in Eukaryota, Metazoa, Chordata, Aves, Pterocliformes, Pteroclidae.
AUGCAACUGUGCUGUGAAUCUGUAAAUGGCUCUUGCAUAAGGAGCAGUUGGUCAAACAGUAUCUGUGUUUCCAUGAAUAUCUUCAUGGUUUGCAUUAUUCUGCCCACCCUAGUUGGAAAUUUAAUGGUUAUCAUCUCAAUAUCACAUUUCAAGCAUCUCCAUACACCUACCAAUUUCCUGAUACUUUCUAUGGCUACAGUGGACUUUCUGCUGAGAUUCCUCAUCAUAGCUUGCAGCAUGGUGCGCUCUGUUGAGCACUGCUGGUAUUUUGGGGAGCUCUUCUGCAAGAUCCACACAAGCAUGGACAUUAUGCUGAGCACGGCUUCCAUCUUCCAUCUUUCCUUCAUAUCCAUCAACCUUUACUAUGCUGUGUGUGACCCUCUAAGAUACAAAUCAAAGAUAAAUACUUUUGUUAUCCUUGUCAUGAUAUUCGUAAGUUGGAUGGUCCCUGCAGCUUUUGCUUUUGGGAUUAUCUUUCUAGAUCUAAAUUUGCAAGGGGCAAAAGAGUUUUAUAAUCAUGUCCACUGUGCAGGAGGAUGCUGUGUCAUUUUUAGUGAAACUUCAGGUGUUGUGGCCUCCAUAGUGUCUUUUUACAUCCCUGGAUUUGUUAUGAUGUACAUCUAUCAGAAAAUAUACUCUAUAGCCAAGAGGCAAGCAAGAUCCAUUGAUGCAAUUAGCCAAAAAAAAAGGCAAUUUGAAAUGAAGCACCACAUUUCAUUAUGCAGAGAAAGGAAAGCUGAAAAGACAUUAGGCAUAAUAAUAGGAGUGUUUCUCAUCUGCUGGAGUCCAUUCUUCUUCUUUACAGCAACCAAUCCAUUUAUGAAUUAUGUGGUACCUCCUGUUCUCAUUGAUGCUUUAGUUUGGUUUGGUUAUUUAAAUUCUACAUUUAACCCAAUUGUUUAUGCAUUUUUUUACAUGUAGUUUCACAGGGCAUUAAAGAUGAUUCUGUUUGGAAAAGUUUUUCAACAGAACUCUUCCAGGACUCAUUUGUUUUCAGAGUAA